UGUCUUGUUUUUGUUUUUGUGAAGCAAACAUAGCGAUUGAUGUUCGUAGGAAAUCUCUUUGUUUUAAAAUUGAUUCUUCACUAGGGUAUAACUCAGAUACACAUAAACCCAGCUAGUUGCUGAGAGGUUCAGAAAAUCUCACUUUGCUUAGACUCAUAACCUUUUCUACACCUGAGACAUUCUCAGCCCUUUCUACAAGAUGUCAGUGAAUUUUAGCAUCUGGGGGAGGCAUGAGAAAGGUGCUGGAGGGCAAGCAUGCUGCUUGUUUUCUUUUAACUCUAAUUUGCCUAACCUGUUCUUGUAAGUGCCUGGCUUUGCUUUUCUCUAAUGCAGACUUAAAGAAGGAAAGGUUCAAAGUAGUAAAGGCAAAGCCCAGUUGUGUUUUUCUCCUUUUAAUAUUGAGGCAGUUAGGGAAAUAGGGAGUUGGGGGGGGGGUCAGUUUAUGCGUUUUAAGCACAAAAUACUCUUAAUCCUUUCUGUUCUCUUUUUGUAUUACUGUGAAAUCUCAAAGUAAGCAAGUUUUCUAUGUUGGGCUCAAUGAAUGGUUUCUAUGAUUUGUUCAACUGAGGUGGAAAUCAGUCCAUACUUUAAUGCUAAUGGAACGAGAAGAGGGACAAUUAAUCUUCUGAAGCCUUCCCCUGUAGAGAACAGUGCCAUCCUCAAUCCAUUAUCUAGGAUGUGGGCUCUUAAUGCUAUCAACAGAGUAUGAAACUUGGCAAUUUACUGCUAACAAGUACUUCUUUGAACUUGUCUUUAAGGCUCAUGUAGUACUUUUUCCUCCCAGUCACCUGCAGAGGAUGGGGUUAACUGCUCGGCCUGUUUAGUGCCCUGGCUCUGUUUUUGUACCAGCCUUUGUAGACCACUCCAGGGGAGAAGUAGUGUGCUCUGCUGCCAAAGGGUGGGAUCCCAGAGUUCCUUGUGGUCCCAGCUUGCCUGAGUGUAAACAUCCUUGUACUUGUACUUGUAGUCUCAGCUAUCCAGAUUUCUCCUCCUUAUAUACUUAGGGGAAGGAAAGUGUCAAUAUUUUCCUCACUGGCAUAUUUUCAAACUCAGUUUUGUGAAAUUAUUGUUUUUACUCCUUUGCUGGAUGCUCUAGUUUGAAGCAACAGCUUAAUUCCUCUGAAAAAAUCAUUUAAAAAUAUUUAGAUCAUUUAAAAUAUUUGACUCACUCUAACAGCCAAAAAUGAAAAGAUUAUUUGUGGAGAGAAGUGCUAUGUUCUCAGUUUUCAUAUUUUCUAAUUUAGUGCUAACACGUAAGACUUAAAACUGGUAGAUUUUAUUAGUAAAUACAAUGUAUUUUAAAAGCUCUUUGCAAAUGUAAGAAAUGCCAGAGAUGUUUAAUUUGGUGUUUUAAUGAAAUUAUAAGCUCUUUGAGAUUUGGCAGGUCAAGUGAAAAGUUAAGAGGGUUUAACCGUUGUGAGUGAAGGAAAUUGAAGAGGAUGAGAAUUGAUAAAACUUCAAAUGCGACUAUGAUAAUGGGGUUAUCUGUUGGCUGUUAUUCAUUCACUCUCUUUAGUCUCUACAAGUUAUUUCCAAAUGCCUGUCCUUAGUUCUAGUCCCGUGUCUCUCUGUUCCCACUGGACACUUCCAGUUGAUUGUCCCAUCUUUAAACUUAAGUUAAUAGCAAUUCCUGCAAACUUCCCCUCUGAAUUUCAACUUUUCUUUAAAGGAGUAUUCAUCUAGAUUUUUCAUUUUCACACAAUAUUUAGUCACUUAAAAGCCAACAUUUCCCCCUGUCAUUCCAUUCUCAUUGCCAUCCCCUGAAUCCAGAAACAUGCUCAGGGGCUCCCUGUUGCUUGGGUGACUUUAUGUCCUAGUUUCUCUGUAACGUGCCAGCCUAUUUUAGAUCAUUUCCACCUGGUAGUUCAUUUUAGUACCCCUUUUACUUUUAAGAAGUAUCUCUUUGAGGCUGUAAGUUUUGUGGUAACCGUACAUAUUAGCUACGUGUAAAGUCAGACUUUGAGUUCAGCUGACAUGAAGCAGCCUUGUGCUUUACUGCUGUGUUUUCACUUAUAUUCUCUCAUACUCUCAUUUCUGCUUGUCUGAGUCUCACUUUCUUUACAAAGUUAUUUUCUUCCUCUUUCACUCAGCGUCUACAGCCUUAUACUAUUUGUGUAAGUUUGUGGAUAUGGGCUCAAGUUCCUCCAUCUUCCACGGCAGGAGUCUCAUUUUAUAGACACUGUACUCUGUUUUCCCAGUCUCAUCUAGCAGCAUAUACUAUAUUUUCCGCAUACUCAUACAUUGGAAUCAGAGGCAGUAACUAAGGGUAGCAUUAUUGUUGUGCUUUUAUUCUGGGGCAAAGCAUAUGAAUCACUAAAGUGAUUUGUACUUGCCUGUUAUUUAGUAAGUACAUUGUCUUGGUCUUGCCAAAUUUGAAUCUAAAAACUCCCUAUGGUUCCAUUUAAAACAGCAUGUUCCCUUUCUAGAAUUUUUUAUGUUAAUCUUGUUUUCUUCUUUUUUGUGUGUAUCCUUGGUCUCUUCCUGUGUUCUCUUUCUCGUUGGGAGGUGUAUUGGCAUUUGUCAUUUUUCUCAGGGAGUCACAGUCUUCUCAGAGAGCAUAGGCUUGGAAUAAAGGCUCUGUUAUCCUUGAGUGCGUUUCUUGGUCAUUUGCUUAAGUGUGUUACCAAGUCCAGAUAACCCCUGUCCUAAUAACGCAUUGUGUGUGGGAGCUUCCCCAGGUUCUGAGGGUACCCUUCUUAUGACAUUCAUCACUCUGUUCACCUUAAGAAAUUCUAGUUGGCUAAAUGGAUUGUCCAGCUUUCUCAAGAUGCUCCUUCAGUUGAGAUGGUCUAUUCAUGCUUUUUUCUGGCCAAGUAUAUCUUUGUCACUAUUCUCCCCUGCUAGAAUGGUAAGUAAUAGCAGAGAGGUUUUAGAAAUAAAACAGCAAAUACGACCUUUCACACUUAAUUAUGGUGAGUCUAAGUGUAGAAGGAAUUCUGUGUAACCAAGAAGUGUUAGAGACUAAAAUAUGCAGAGGUUAUCAAAAAAAAAUAAUGAGAACAUUGCCUUCCAAGUCAUGGAGCUUUCUAGGCCCUCAGGGCUUUUUCCAUUGUCAGCUCUUAGCACACCCCACUUUCUCAUACCCUUGACACUGGUCUCACUAUAUAGACAUCCAUUCUUUGCUUAUGCUGGUCUCUGCCUGGAGUGCCUGCUCACUUCUCUACUUGCUAAAGGCUUUCUCAUUCGGGAGACUUUUAUUGAGCAUCUACUCUGUGCCAGAUUUCGGGCUAGGCCCUGGGGAUACAAAUAUGAGUCAGAUAAGGUCCCUUUUCCACCAGGAACUCAGUGCCUUAACAGGGGCAAUGUGUAAACAAAUCUUUCCACGUAGGAUCAUAAGAUGCACAGGGAGCUCAAAAGAGUGUUUUCUAAUUCUCGACUAAGCUCUUGAGUGUAUAGUGCUUCCUUCUCGGUGCUGCCUUCUCAGUCCUUUGUUUGUCACCCUCAGGGUGGCUCGUCUUAUGUGUGCCCUGCCUCCCAGUUAGCUCCUUGAAGGCAUUAAGACAAAACUAGCCUGUGAUUCAUCCUUGUAUGUCCCCUAGUUCCCAUCACAAUGCUUUGCACAGGUUAGAUUUAUUUAUACCCUGUUUUGUUCCAAAAAGGAUUUUGAGUGGCUCAUAAAGAGACAUCUAGUACUAUGUUAUAAGAUAUAGAACAGUUGAAGAAUUUGGGGUUGAAAUAAGUAUGGGAGAAAAGGACAAAGUUAGAGGUGAGGUUAAUACCUACAAGACACCUCAAAAGAUUCUUUUUUCUCAUGGAGGAGAUCUGUAACGUCAGCUGGGACUAAUGUAAAGAGGGAAAUAAUUAUUUCUAUGCUUCAUGGAAUGGGCAUAAAAUGGAAAUCUUAAAAAAUUUCUGAUCAUACUUCAAGAUCAAAAAAUUUCUCUUCUGGGACCUCACUACAAGGGCACUGUGUAAUGUUAGGCAAUAAUCCUUAUAUUAAUUAGUCUAAUGGUUUUCAUAGAACUGUUUCAGAGAAUGUUCCUUCAGUAUAGGUAUAGUUCGGCAAUUUCUGCAGAGAGCUGCCUCACCAAAGAUCAGCUACCUAUCUAAUCAGCCAGGAACCUUCAGUUAGUUUUCCUAUAGAAUGGUAUUCCUUAAUCUUUAAAAAUUCAUGGUCUUUUUUAAGAAACAAAAAUUUCAUACAUCUUCUCCAUUCUGAUAGACCUCACCUCAGAUCCAUUAUAUCCAACCUCUUGUCCUUACCAACCAAGAAUAUUAUAUCUUGCUUUUUUUUAAGUUUGUAUUAUAAAAACAAUAACUACUCAUCUCAUAUACAGUUAUAUUAUUAUAUUAAAUAUGACAUUCAAAUUAUAGAUUCUUGUUCUACUAAUCUUAGAAGUUUCUGGUGUGCCACCUACUCUCAAUCAAGGAUCAUAUGUGUAGAACUCUUACUUUAAUUGGCCAGUUUGUUUAGAUUGGUAAGCUGGAUCCCAGCUUAAGUUAAGGAAUCUAGUUAAAAUAAUUUGUACUCAGGACUUAGAUCAGACAAGUAAAUAAAACAGCUAGCAUGAAGCUUUGAUCAAAGUUGUGAGCCUGACAACUUAUUUAAGCAAGAAUAAGAGAAAAUGCUGUACAGAACACAUUUCUUGGAAUUGAUCAAACUUGAGGUAGAUAUGCUAGCAUUUUAGUUUGUCAAACAAGUCACGGUGUAAUAGGCAUUUUGUUGACUGUUGCAUCAGCAUCACGGCCUUAGCUGCUAUCCAGGGAACCUUUUUUCCCCUGUAGUGGGCUACAGAUUUAAAGCAGGUUCAGAAUCCAGCUAAUAAUAUUGAGUACUUAGAAUUUGCCAUGUGCUCUGCUAAGUGCUUUUGAAUUUAUAACAGUUUUAUUUUUCUCCUUUAGUCCUCAAAACAAACUCCAUUUUACAAAAAAGAGAAAUCAGAAGUUAAGAGGUCUUCUGGUCAAUGGAUGGAUGGCAGAACCAGAACUUGACAUCUGUUGCUUUUAUCACAUCACAAUGCUGGUGUCAUAACCCAGUUUAUAACCGCCUUUAUAAAAUCUAAUUUGACUCUUUCAUUUGGAAUAAACCUCACCAUUGCAAGGCCCUUGGGAAUUCUUCUUUAGAAGCCCUAAGUUGUUCUUCCAUGGAUUUACUCAGAUUAGUAAAUUUCCUAGAAAUAGAUUCUCAGGCAGAUUUGUAAGCAUUUAAACCUCUUUGGAGCUUAAAGAAUAUUUAUUUCAGUUACUGAAAUGCCCCCUGAAAUACAUGACUAUUACAUCCAAGUAAUUAUGAAUGCUGGGCCUGGGGCUUCUUACUUUGUUAGGUUUUCAUAACUUCCCUGAGCAUCUGUGCCAUUUAGCUCAGCAGCCGCUGCUUAGCUUUCUUAGCCACUGUUGGGAUCAUCUUCACUUUUUCAUUAGAUACAUCUUCUCUUUUUUUGAAUAUUGCUUUAAAAAAAACCAUUUUGUAUUUUGUCAGUUUGAGUUUUUGAAAUAUUUCCUUAUUUAUAGUCAAUGUUCUGAUUUUUUAGCUAACCCCUAUGAGUUCCCUCUGACUUUAGGAAAUUAUAUCAAAUAUCCUUGAUUCUCCUUUCUUCUUCUCUUAAAGAUUCUGCUCUUCUCCUGAUUCUACAGCCCUUCCCCAUUCUGAAACUACAGAGCAGGACCUGAGAUACCCCAGGAUGUGUCUCUUCCUCUCCCCAGAUGGAGAUCUGUGCUCCGACGUUUGCCAGGAGAGUGAUUUUACAUCAUCCUGUUCUGAGCAGCUCUGUUUGUCAUCAUUCCUUUUCUCUAGGCUCAUUUAUGUCUAAUUAAAAUUUCUGCUUUUUGCUUUCUCUGUUGUUCUCUGUACCUUUCAUGUGUGUGAAGUUCACACUCUGGUUUUCUCCAUUUGUUUACUUUCUCUGCAACUAACUUGCUUUGUAUUUGAGUUAACUCCUCUAUUAAAUGGGCAUAAGACUAAUCUUUACUACAUCAAGUCAGGAGCAUGUGUGUAAAUGCUUUUAGAAAACAAUAACAAAAAAGAUUCAGCUGUGAAAAGGUGUUAUUUGUAAUUGAUUCCAAUUUAAUGAAAAAUAGCAAACAAUAAUAUAUGUCCUUUAUUUCAAGCAAUCUUUGAUUAAAAACAUGGUGCAGUUUAAAUGCUUUGUUGGUGUUGGUUGUAACAGGAUUUGCCAUGUAUCUUUCAUCCCUUGAUCGCCUUUUAGCUUGUCCUUUGAAUCUUCUCUACAUUUUCUGUGAAUGUCCUUGAAUGUUGUGGAAACCUGAAAGAGUCAAGAGUGAGCUCUGAAGAACUUCCCCACACACCCCAUAUGAUUCACUGUCAGUCUUCCCAGUGGGAGGGAGGACUUGAGGAACAGGCAGUCUGCAGUUGAGGUCCCCAUUCUAAACUCAGAGCCCAGCACUCCCUGGGGAACCUACUGGGAAGCGCUGUCUUUGGCAAGCCCCUCUCUCGGCUGUGCCUAAUGCUUCGCAUUCCUGGGACUAUUGUAUAGCAGGCUGUGGAGCUGCUUCCCUGCUUCUUUCUCCAGGGUGCUCUCAGGCCCAUUUUUUCUUGUGCUAGGCUGACAGAUAGAAUGAUCCCAGGGGCAUCCGGGGUUAGUUUCACAGCUGUGGUUGGAGCUGUGAGCCCAGGCUGUGUCAGGGGAGGCUUGCUUCAGUAUAAAUGAACCUAUCAGAGCAGAACUCAAGGUCCCACGGUUACCUGCAGAAGAGAGGUGAAACUAAAUUAGUACCUGCUCCCUCUCCCCGCUGAGAAAUCUAAACCAACUUGACCUUUAAAAAGGAUGGUAAAACAGGAGUGGGUGUGGUUGCAGGAAAGUGACAUCUGUCCCAUAUGAUUUGGGGGCCUGAUGGAGUGGUCUGAACAGACCUGAAGUCUGAUACUACUGUGAUGUCUGAGCAAGUGACUCAGCUUCUAAGCCUGUUUCCAGCUAUAAAAUGAAGAGCGAUAAGCCUACCAAAUAAGGUUCCUUCAUGCAUUUAAGUGAUGCAGUACUCAAUACCACCUCGUAUGUGUUCUUACUAAUUUCUGUGACUGAGGACCAGAGAAGAUAGGAUGGGUGUGUGAUUGAUGCAGAGGAGAGGGAGCGGGGUGAAAAGGGAAUGAUUAUUAUGGGAAGGUGAUAAGAGCUAUAUCUGUACACUAUGUCUAAGCAGUGACAAGAAUACAGAGAGGUGUAAAUGCCAGGAUGGGGGACGAGAAGCAAGGAAAUUGGGAAGAAAGCCGGGGCUGGAAAUGGAGUGUCCUUGUCCUGUGUGUCAUGCUUCUGCGAGCUCAGCAUAACAACCAGCUUCUCAAACAUGCUUCCCCUUUUAAGAUGGGGAUCCAUAGAGGUAGCAGGCCUUGCUGAGCUAGAUGUACAGGAGUUCUAAUAGCAAGCACCAUUAUUGAGCCAGACUGGGGAGUAGGUCCUGUCACAGCCACACUGUGCAGUGUUUCUGAGAAGAAUCCAGAGCCCGGGAGUUGGUCCAUACCCUGCUCCUCCAUCAUUCACUCCUUUUGUACUCUCCAGUAAGAUGGUAGACUCCUGUGGGAGCAGGGCAUUAUCUUUUGUCUCCCCUCCUCCUAUGCCUAGCGUAGUGUUCUGAACAUUGAUGUUUAGUGAACAUUUAAGCAAAAAUAAAUGUAUUAUUCUGGAGCACAGCAUCUUCUGUUCAUUAAGUAUCACCAUUGACCUAAAAGUUCUUUCCAAGACAAGUCUGGGCUAUCCUCCUCCUUGGGAGGAGGAGAGUGCUAAGUGUGAGAGGAAGUCCUAUAGGACUGUUGGCUUCCUGCCACAAAAUAAUUGGGCUGAAAAAUGUAAAAUUAUUAAAAAAUAGGGCAGUGUGGUUAUUUCCACUUUACAGGUAAAGGUGAGGGUCAAAGAGGUCACACAGCUUGUAUAUGAACUCCUGGCUCAGUGCUCUUUUCACUCCUUUGAUCCAGAGGUCUGCCUCCUCACUAACUGAUAAGCCAGGCUCUCCCAGCUGGGCUGCCAUAUCGGGGUGGGAGUGGAGGUGGGGAGGGCUUCACCAUCCAUCGUUCUCCAGUCUUAUGCGGAGCACCUGCUGUGAUUUCCGGAUUACCUGGUGAGCGCUGGGCGUGAGAGGGCAGAGAUCUGGGUGAACACGGGUCAGAUUCCCCAGGAGGGAGAGGCCAGCAGGCAUUUUAUGGAGCUUCUCUGGGGUCUGGCACUUUGCUGGGCACUGAGGAGGAGGUGUCGACCCUUAGAAAGAGAGGCUUAGAAGUGAAGUAACCGCUCCUUGUCCGAAAGCCGUUGGGAGAGGCGCGAGAGAGAGCCAUAGGAGCGGCUUUGCCUGGAUAUUCAGCUUGAAGGUGGUGGGCUUGGGCUCGAACCCCCUGAGGAAGCAGGGCUCACGUGGAGGCGGAAGUGCGGGCUCUAAAGGGACCCCUGACAACACCCCGGCCCCAGGACUGGAGGGACCGGAGGGUCCAGGGAGGGCGGGGCAGGGGCGGCAGUGAGAGCGCAGAGGGCGGGCUCCUCGGGGGCAGGCUCCGCCCCCAGGAGCACGGGUUUAAAAGGAGGGAAGGCGCGCGCGGGGGACUGGAGCCGCUGCCAAGUGCGCUGGAGCAGAGGCGCGGCCGGGGCCCAGCCAUGACCCUGCAGGCGAGGGGCGCUCGGCUGCUCGGCGGCCUUCUGCUCUUCAAUCUGUUCGCAGCCGGCGCCGUCCCGCUCAGCUGGGAUCUCCCAGAGCCCCGCAGCCGGGCCAGCAAGAUCCGAGUGCACCCCCGGGGCAACCUCUGGGCCACCGGUCACUUCAUGGGCAAGAAGAGUCUGGAGCCCCCCAGCUCAUCCCUGCUGGGGACAGCUCCCAACAUCUCCCUGAGGGAUCAGAGACUGCAGCUGAGUCAUGAUCUGCUCAGAAUCCUCCUGCAAAAGAAAGCUCUGGGCAUGAGCCUCAGCGGCCCAGCACCUCACACCCAGUACAGGAGGCUGCUGGUGCAAAUGCUGCAGAAGUGAUGCCAUUAAUCAGGAAGAUACAACGACGCCCACCCUGGGAAGGUGCUGAAUGGGACCAAGGUCGUGGCCCCAUCUGGUUGUAAAUCAUGGGCUGAAAACUCUGUUACUCCAUUACUGUGAUUUCUGGUUGGAUUGCCAGGAAUAUUGCCAAUGCAGACACAAAUGUCCUUGCUGUAUUUCUUGCCUCCCUGUUUAAAGUUACGAAUAAAACCCUGCUCUUUA
Messenger RNA from Camelus dromedarius (Arabian camel), 9125 nucleotides. It is a transcript of the gene NMB, whose product is annotated as neuromedin B. The transcript is spliced from 3 exons. Gene Ontology annotation, biological process: positive regulation of hormone secretion; neuropeptide signaling pathway. Gene Ontology annotation, molecular function: neuropeptide hormone activity; neuromedin B receptor binding. NCBI's taxonomy places the organism in Eukaryota, Metazoa, Chordata, Mammalia, Artiodactyla, Camelidae. The record is from RefSeq and is a predicted model, not a curated record. Gene Ontology annotation, cellular component: neuron projection. Bases 8538 to 8903 code for a protein of 121 amino acids.